Molecule: messenger RNA, 879 nt
Organism: Tribolium castaneum (red flour beetle)
Lineage: Eukaryota; Metazoa; Arthropoda; Insecta; Coleoptera; Tenebrionidae
Exons: 1
Coding region: 142-819 (225 amino acids)
Source: RefSeq, a predicted model, not a curated record
AUUAUUUAACGCAGUUUUAGCCCGAUAAGAAUCUAUUUCGGUCCCGAUAUCUCCAUGAUGCAACUACAGUUAGUCGCGUCGAAAUCCUGCAGUUUGAGAGCCUGCAGGUCACAAACCUUCCGUUAGUUGCGACAGGUGCUAAUGUACGCUCUUCGCCAAAAACGCCGUCCUCAGUCAAUCCUCGCCACGGCUCCGGUGCACACCAUGCUGACCCCAACUCUCCUCCUGGUCGCCGCCGCAGCGGCGCUCUCCUCGCCGGUCCCGAAGGUCCUCUACGACCAGCGGCAAGAGGGUGAGUGGAACGUCCACGCGGAUUUGAGGAACUUCGUCAUUAUGGUCAUCCCGGCACAAGCCUCCUCGAGCACGCCGGCCACCGGCGGCUUACUCGACUUCUUCGUCAAGUCCUUGCCGAAGCGAUCGCAGCUCAAGAACCUGGAGAAGAAGGCGGUGCCGGGGGAAGAAACCCUGCAUUUCAUCGAGUCCAAAACCGCCCCCUACCAUGUGGACAUCAGCAGAAGCAAAAGCCAGUUGGCGAGACUCCAUCCGGACGUCCCAGCGGUGGUCAACGCUGAAGAAAUCGUAAUCGCGAAAUCACCCACGAUUGAGUUGGUCAAGGACGAAAACCCGCACCCGAGAAUUGCCAGAGCCUUUCUACUGACAGUACCACAGGACGAGGACUUCGACCGGAAAAAGGACGGGAAGAAGAAGAAGGAAAUUUCAAAGUCGGUUUUGAAACUGUUGGGGGCCGAAAAUGACGAGGAGUGCGGGCCUGGCCUUGCCAGGGACUCCGAAGGAGUCUGCAGAACGAUCAAGCAAUAACUACCCUAUUUCCUAUCACAUGUAUUUAUUUUUUUAUAAAUAAAAUUUUUGUAAUUAAAA